AUGGCUUCCAACCGCACUCGCCGUAUCGCAAAGGAGAUCGCCGAUAUCCACGCGGAUACCCAUUCGGGAAUCACAGCGGAACCAGUUGGCAGUGAGGAGGACAUCACACAUCUCCGGGGCUCAUUUCCGGGCCCCCCAGGCACCCCGUAUGAAGGCGGAACCUAUAAAAUCGACGUCAAGAUCCCGACUGAAUAUCCAUUCCGGCCUCCAGUCAUGAAGUUUGAGACCAAAGUCUGGCAUCCAAACGUCAGCAGUCAAACGGGUGCUAUUUGCCUUGACACUUUGUCAACUGCGUGGUCGCCGGUCCUAACAAUCAAGUCUGCCCUCCUAUCGCUCCAGUCUUUGCUCAGCACACCAGAGCCCAAGGACCCUCAAGAUGCAGAGGUUGCCAACAUGCUUAUUCGAAGACCAAAAGAAUUUGAACGAGUUGCGCAAGAAUGGGCAACGCUCUAUGCAGGAGCUCCUAGAAAGCAGGGUGGUGAGGGUAGCGGUGGCGCAACAGACGAGUCCCUUCGAAAGCAGGAGCUCAAAUCCAAGGAGGAUCAAGAAAGGGAAGAUCUGGCCAAGUACGAUGGGUAUAACAAAGACUUGAUCGACCGAUUCUGCAGCAUGGGCUUUGAUGUGGAUCGGGUGGUCUCUGCCUUCAAUUAUGUUGGGAUUGAUCGGAUGGAUGGAGAGGACUAUGAGCUGGAGGAGGCGUAUAUGGGCGAUAUUACCGCCCGACUUUUGGGUGAGCCAUGA
Messenger RNA from Aspergillus wentii DTO 134E9, 741 nucleotides. Its product is annotated as E2 ubiquitin-conjugating protein UBC1. The record is from RefSeq and is a predicted model, not a curated record. The transcript is spliced from 3 exons. Gene Ontology annotation, molecular function: protein binding. The coding region runs from base 1 to 741 and encodes 246 amino acids. Lineage: Eukaryota; Fungi; Ascomycota; Eurotiomycetes; Eurotiales; Aspergillaceae.